Messenger RNA from Miscanthus lutarioriparius, 1035 nucleotides. Lineage: Eukaryota; Viridiplantae; Streptophyta; Magnoliopsida; Poales; Poaceae. The record is from the annotation of a GenBank genome assembly.
AUGGAGAGGUACGAGGUGAUCAAGGACAUAGGAUCGGGCAACUUCGGGGUUGCCAAGCUGGUCCGGGACGUCAGGACCAAGGAGCUCUUCGCCGUCAAGUUCAUCGAGCGGGGGAUGAAGAUUGAUGAGAAUGUCCAAAGAGAGAUCAUGAACCACAGGUCGCUGAGGCAUCCAAACAUAGUUAAAUUUAAGGAGGUUGUGCUAACUCCCACACAUUUGGCCAUAGUUAUGGAAUAUGCUGCUGGUGGUGAGCUAUUUGAAAGGAUCUGCAAAGCUGGAAGAUUUAGUGAGGAUGAGGCAAGAUUCUUCUUCCAACAACUGAUUUCAGGAGUUAGCUAUUGUCAUUCAAUGCAAAUAUGUCAUAGAGAUUUGAAACUAGAAAACACUCUCCUGGAUGGCAGUAUAGCACCUCGGCUAAAGAUAUGUGAUUUUGGUUACUCCAAGUCCUCUGUGUUGCACUCUCAACCAAAAUCAACUGUCGGGACACCAGCUUACAUUGCUCCAGAGGUCCUUGCUAGAAAGGAGUAUGAUGGAAAGGUCGCCGAUGUUUGGUCAUGUGGAGUUACUCUGUAUGUGAUGCUUGUUGGUGCUUAUCCCUUUGAGGACCCCGACGAACCGAAGAAUUUCCGCAAGACGCUUACUCGGAUUCUCAGCGUCCAAUACGCGAUUCCUGAUUUUGUCCGAGUUUCAAUGGAGUGCAGACAUCUGCUGUCUCGGAUCUUUGUGGCGAACCCUGAGCAACGGAUAACCAUCCCAGAGAUCAAGAACCACCCGUGGUUCUUGAAGAACCUGCCCAUCGAGAUGACUGACGAGUACCAGAUGAACCUACAGCUGGUCGACAUGAAUGUCCUCUCGCAAAGUCUGGAGGAGAUCAUGGCCAUCAUACAGGAGGCCCGGAAGCCCGGCGACGGGCUGAAACAUGCGGGACAGCUCCCUGGCCUGGGGAGCAUGGAGCUGGAUGACAUUGAUGUCGAUGACAUUGAUGUCGACGACAUAGACGUUGAGGACAGCGGCGACUUUGUAUGUGCCUUGUGA